This is a messenger RNA of Chrysemys picta bellii (western painted turtle), 1107 nucleotides long. Lineage: Eukaryota; Metazoa; Chordata; Testudines; Emydidae. The record is from RefSeq and is a predicted model, not a curated record.
CAGACCAGGCCCUGGUGGCUGCAGUGAGGCUCUCCGAAGUCAGGAGCCGUCCUGGGCCCAAUCUGAGUGUGGUGGGCUCAUUCCCACGGGUUCUCGUGUGUGUCCCUUCUCUCAGACACGGCCCCUCAGGCGAGCGACAGCCCCCAGCUCUGGGCCCGGGCCGGCCAGGACAUCACGCUGGUGUGCAGGGCCCGAGCGCCCCCAAAAGCCGACCUGCGUCACCUGCGCGUGCACUGGCACCUCCUGCGGGAGCCGGCGGGGGGCUCCGUGGUGCACAGCUACCACGCGGGGGCCGACCAGCUGGGAGACCAGGCCGAGGAGUUCAGGGGCCGGAUGCGGCUCCUCCUACAGGGGAUCCGCCAGGGGGUGGUGGCCCUGAGCCUGACCGGUGUGCGGCCCUCGGACAGCGGCACGUACCGGUGCUUCAUCAUGGACAGCCAGGCUGACAGCAUCAUGGACAUCGUCCUCCACGUGGCAGCCCCGUACGAGCCCCCGCAGCUCGCAGUGCUCUCCCGGGCUGGGGGGCGGCUGGCCCUGCAGUGCCGCUCCGCGGGGGGUUACCCCCAGCCCGAGAUAACGUGGCACGACGGGAAUGGGACCCGGCUCAGCCAGGACAAGCCGGUGGAGCUGCAGCGGAGCAGACAGGGGGCCUUCGAGGUGCGGAGCAGCCUGUCGCUGAUGCCCCGCCCCAGGGGGUCCGUCUGCUGCGCCCUGAGCCACCGGCCCCUGCAGCAGAACAUGAGCGUCUGCAAGACCCUCCCAGGUGAGCGGGGCCGGGACGCUACCCACAAUCCCCGGGGGCAGACGUGGGCGGGCGUCAGUGCUGUGGGGCGAGAGCCCCCUUCCCCCGCGCCCCGUCGUCACCGCUCACUGGGGUUUGGGGUGACAACUUAACCGGAUGCAAGCAGAAAAUACCACCCCCUCCCCAGGCUGGAGGUCGGGGGCAGGGGGGAUGUGUGCUUGGAACGGUGGCACGCACAGGCCCUACCCAUCACCGGAGCCGUUGGCUUCGGCAUGAAAAGCCGAAAUUUCCCACAGAGCCAGAAUUCAGAAACAUUUCAAUGUGGAAAACAUUGACGGGUUCUGCUUCAGCAGGGUUAAACCAUU